AAAAUCAGUUUUCUGUAUUGUAUUUCAUCACUAUUUGAGAGUUGUUAAACUUUGGCCUUUAAAAACUAAAAAAAUAAAAACAUAUUGCUAAUUAAUUGACGUCACUAUGAAAGUACCAGAGAAUUAUAACUAGCAGUUGCUUAAAAUUUUUCUGACUUGGGGGUCAGAUAUUAUAUAUUCCCAAUAGCCAUGGUCCAUAUAGAAGUUUUUAGUACAAGUAACAAAAAGUUGGGAGAAAUUUCAGUCUCGGACGAUGCUAAAGUCAAGGAAAUUAAGAAGGAAAUUGCGAAAAUUUGUCCUAAAUUAUAUAUCGACAGACAAUCUAUACGGUCGGAAGCAAAAGGAAAAGAUAUAAGAGAUGAUAACGUAAUUGAAACUUUACAAAAUACUAAAAAAAUUUUUGUGAAAGACUUGGGCCCUCAAAUAGGUUGGAAAACUGUAUUUUUGUUAGAAUAUGCAGGACCUUUUAUUUUGUAUGGACUUGUCUCUUUGCGCCCAUGGAUAUUCUAUGGUGAACUAGCUCAACAUUCCACAUUGUCUCCAACUGCAAAAAUUGCUUUAUUUUGCUGGAGUGUCCAUUAUUUAAAAAGACUUGUCGAAACAUUAUUCAUACAUCGUUUUUCUCAUGGAACAAUGCCAAUCAGAAAUCUAUUCAAAAAUUGUGGGUAUUAUUGGGGAUUUUGCUUAUAUGUUGCUUAUCACGUUAAUCAUCCACUCUUUACACCUCCUUCGAUUUUAAUGCAAAUUUCAGGAUUUGGAUUAUUUGUGGUUUGUGAAUUAGGAAAUUUAUCAAUCCAUCUUCUCUUAAGAGACUUGCGUCCACCAGGCACUACAGUUAGGCGAAUCCCUGUCCCCAACAACAAUCCAUUAACAGCAAUGUUUAAUUUUGUUUCUUGCCCUAACUAUACUUAUGAAUUUGGAGCUUGGUUAGGAUUUACCGUUUUAACUUCAUGUCUGCCAGCGGGAAUAUUUGCUCUGGCCGGAUUAUACCAAAUGACCAUUUGGGCUCUUGGCAAACAUAAGAAUUAUAAAAAGGAAUUCACGAAUUAUCCGAAACGAAAAGCUAUAAUCCCUUUCAUUAUUUAAAUGUUAAUUGUUAUGCAAAAGAUGAGUCAAAUUUGAUAGACUUAGAUUAUUUGUGCUUCUUCAAAACAAAUAUGCAAAAUGAUAUAGAAUUUAGUGUCUUUUGUUUAACAAAUUUUUAUGAAUUCAUCAGGAAUAUCUAAACAAGUAAAUUGCCUAGUAAAACAUAACCAUAAAGCAUCUCUCUUGGUCCAUCAAAUUUGGCACUUUUAAAAUUAUUUUAAGUUUUUUGCAUGGGUCAGUACAAUCCAUUGUCAUAGCUAAUUAUUAUUAGGUUCUAACAUUUUUUACUUUACAACCUGGUGUUCUGUCAAACAUGUUUAGAAAAAUAA
Messenger RNA from Cylas formicarius (sweet potato weevil), 1415 nucleotides. It is a transcript of the gene Sc2, whose product is annotated as probable very-long-chain enoyl-CoA reductase art-1. NCBI's taxonomy places the organism in Eukaryota, Metazoa, Arthropoda, Insecta, Coleoptera, Brentidae. The record is from RefSeq and is a predicted model, not a curated record. Gene Ontology annotation, molecular function: oxidoreductase activity, acting on the CH-CH group of donors. The transcript has 6 exons. The coding region runs from base 190 to 1086 and encodes 298 amino acids. Gene Ontology annotation, biological process: very long-chain fatty acid biosynthetic process.